UCGUGCUAACUGGAUCAAUUUCUUAUGUAUACCAAACUAUCUAGCUAGCUUAGCUGCCACGGUCUCUGCCUCUCUGGUGUCUCUAUAUAUAUUCAUACGCGUAGCAUAUGUGCAAGUAUUGUUACAUAUUGCAGGGGAUAUACAGAUUCGAUCUGCGACGUGUGGUUAGUGAUCAGCUGGGUUACGCAGCUAGCCAGCCAUGAGCAAGAGGAGCAGGAGCAUGUGGGACAUGCAGGAGAUCAUCGGCAGCGUAGACACGGCCCGCGUGCUGAUGCUCCUCGCGCAGCAGAGCCAGAACGGCGUGGUGGGGGGCGGCUUCGUCUCCGGCGCGCAGUCGGUGGUGGUGCGCGGCGGCGCCGAGGCGCACGAUCACCGCGUGUUCGAGUGCAAGACGUGCAACCGUCAGUUCCCGACGUUCCAGGCGCUCGGUGGCCACCGCGCCAGCCACAAGCGGCCGCGGCAGCAGCAGCAGCAGCAGCAGCACAGCGCGCUCGGCGGCGCCGCGUCCCACGACGCGGCGGGGCUCUGCCUCGGGGGGCAGCCGACGCCGCCGCGGCCGCUGCCGACGAAGCCGAGGGUGCACGAGUGCCCCGUCUGCGGGCUCGAGUUCCCCAUCGGCCAGGCGCUCGGCGGGCACAUGCGCCGGCACCGCGCGGAGGCCGAGGCGGCGACGAUGAACGACGUCAGUAAGCCGGCGCCCGUGAAGGCCUGCGACGGCGGCGGUGUCUGCCUGGACUUGAACCUGACGCCGUCGGAGAACUGCGCCAAGUGCCGGAACGUGGUGGGCCUCGCCGCCGGCGGGCAGGGCGUACACAAAGCGCUCGCCAUGCUGGAUUGUUUUCUUUGAUCCUUCCAUUGAAUUGCACAGAUUCUUGCAUGGUAGCUGUUGCAAAUUAUUCCUUUGUUUCUUGAUAAUAUAAAAGAUACAACGUUGAUCUUCCUUUUGUUUAUAUUUUUUUAACAUUUUGUAGAUUUGCUGUAAUUUGGGCUCUAUCUCCUGGUAUUAGUUAGAUAUUGCUCAUAUGCCAGGGUAAUUGUGAAGAACUCACAAACGAACACUUGUAUUUUGUUGUAAAUAACAAUAAAUCCAUGAAAUUAUUCCGUUUUUACUUUGUCGUUCCGCAGCUGCAUAUUUCUG
Oryza brachyantha (malo sina) is the source of this 1138-nucleotide messenger RNA. RefSeq names its product zinc finger protein ZAT11-like. Lineage: Eukaryota; Viridiplantae; Streptophyta; Magnoliopsida; Poales; Poaceae. Bases 200 to 847 code for a protein of 215 amino acids. The record is from RefSeq and is a predicted model, not a curated record. The transcript has a single exon.